AAUGUCAAAUUGUGUGUUAAGAAAUAUUGUUGUUUUUUUGAGUGAAAAUUGCGUUAAGUAGGAUCAUGAAAUUCAGGAAUCAAACUCUUUUUAUGCAGAAUUGUGUUCAGUGUCGAAGAUGCUAUUGCAAUAUGUUACCUUCAAGUGAAGUUAAGAUUAUACGGCGCAAGAAAACAGAACCUAACCUCAAAGUUGAUAAAGUUGAACCGAAAUUUGAAAAUGUUUCUAAAGAAUUUCGAGUAAAUGAUUUUAAUAUUCAGAUGAUAUCAAAAAAUAUAUAUGAACAGCUUUUUAAGACUCCAAGUGAUCCUUUACAUCCAGAUGUAAUUAAAAGUUGCCAGGAAAAUUUGUUAAAGCAUGGCAUAAAUUACAAACAGCAGACAUAUCUGCCCGACGUGGAGUUGAAGCUGCCGAAAUUGGAGGGAAAAGAUGUUGUCGAGCACUUCUAUAACAUUGGGGAAGAAUACAGUGCCCCUUACAGGAAUUUGUUGAAGCAGAUAGCUGGAUGUGAGCUUCCUCCUAUGCCAAAGAAAUGGUUGAAACAGUCAGGCUGGACAAAAUACUCUGGAGACACAGCGGAACCGGUUCCAUGUCCGUCAGAUGAUGCGCUGGUGUUGGACGUGGAGGUGCUCAUGUCUGCCGGUAGCAUGCCCACAUUGGCCUGUGCUGUUUCUCCUACGGCUUGGUACGGCUGGCUGAGCAAGUCAGUCGUAGGCGAUGAGGCUCACAAACACCACGAGACCAUGAACUAUGACGAGCUGAUCCCCUUGGAGACGGACGGAGACCAGCCGGUGGGGGAGCUGGCGCGGCCGAGGGUGGUGGUGGGGCACAACGUCUCAUACGACAGGAUUAGGGUGAAAGAACAAUACUGGUUACAGAAAACAGGUGUCCGCUUCAUGGACACAAUGUCGAUGCACAUAUGUGUGAGUGGCGUCACGAGCUACCAGCGGACGGUCCUGAAAACUAAGAAUAAGGAGCCACAUCCCAGUGAUGACGAUUGGAUGGAGAUCAGCUCCCUGAAUAGUCUUAGUGAGGUACACAAUCUAUAUUGCGGCUCGCCCAUAGACAAAUCGACUCGCGACAUAUUCGUGGACGGCGAUCUGAAUGACGUGCGAGACAACUUGCAGGAGUUGAUGCGGUACUGCGCAAGCGACGCGGCCGCCACCUGGCGGGUCCUGCGCGAGUUACUGCCGCUGUUCUUGGAGAGAUUUCCGCAUCCGGUUACGCUCUAUGGUAUGCUGGAAUUAGGUUCGGCCUACCUUCCCGUAAACUCAAACUGGCUGCAAUACAUAGACUCAGCGGAAACAGUUUUCGAAGAUUUAAAAUUAGAAUCACGACAGCUGCUUUCUCAAAAAGCUGACGAAGCGUGCCGCCUCAUGGGGAACGAAGCGUACAAGAAAGAUCUAUGGAUGUGGGACCAAGACUGGUCGACGCAAAAACUCAAAUUAAAAAAGAAUACAAAAAAGAAAAAAGAUUCUGUACAGCCAGUAGAAACUGCCAGUGAUAUUGUAAAAGCCAAAGAAAUAAAAAAUAAUGUAUCUAAGAUUUUAAAUGAAGAAUUCGUUAGAAGUUUUGAAUUUAGCGGUGACGUUCCCGAGGCAAAGGAAUUUAAGGAGUUAAGCCAAAAGUUUGCGUAUUUAUACGAUAUGAAAGAAUUGUUGCCAGUUAAAAGACCUUAUUUGGCAGGGUACCCGGCCUGGUACAGGAAACUCUGUACAAAGCCAGGGAAAGAUCCUGAUUGGACGCCGGGAGCUCAUAAUAUCACUACUAGUAUGCAGGUGACACCCAAACUCCUGCGGCUGUCGUGGGAAGGCUACCCCCUCCACCACAUCAAGGGAGAAGGCUGGGGCUUCCUCGUGCCGUUCAGCCGGCGGCCCGAUGAGGAAUGUGAGGAACCUUCCUUGCCGCUCGAGGAACUUUUGGCAGCUUGUCCUAUGGCCUUCGUGAAGGAAGCGAGGGGCAGUGAUGAUGUGUAUGGCCUGACUAAAACUGUUGAGGAGGAUUUCGGUCGUCGCGCGUACUACGCCCGCAAGAGAGUGGACGAGCAGGCGGCCGCCAACCAAUACCACGGGCUCGGGGUGUGGUGCGGGAAAGAGAUACAAGGUUGCUGCCACUUCCUAAGACUGCCCCACAAGGAUGGGCCCAAAUACAAAGUGGGGAACCCCCUCGCGCGCGACUUCCUCGACAUGUUCAGUCAGAACGUGCUCACGGCGCAAGGCAACGACGCAGAGAAGGUCCUAACAUUCGGUCGCAUGAUGUCGUACUGGCGUAACAACAGGGAGCGCAUUAUGGGCCAGCGGGUUGUGUGGUUGCCGCCUCAUCUGCUGCCGGAACAUCUGCAAGAUGGCGGCAAGAAGUACGGCGCGAUAGUGCCUCAGGUUGUCGCUUGCGGAACGCUCACUAGGCGAGCCAGUGAGCCAACAUGGAUGACGGCCAGUAACGCUGAGAGGUCGCGGGUGGGGUCAGAGUUGCGGGCCAUGGUGCAGGCCCCGCCGGCGCACAGCUUCGUGGGGGCCGACGUUGAUUCUCAGGAGCUGUGGAUAGCGGCGCUGCUGGGCGACAGCAGCGCGGGCGGAUGCGGCGGCUCAGCGUUCGGCUGGGCCGUGCUGGCGGGGGACAAGCGGCGCCGCUCCGACCUGCACUCGCUGGUGGCGGCCGCCGCCGGAGUCUCGCGCGACCACGCCAAGGUCAUCAACUACGCGAGGAUAUAUGGCGCGGGCCAGAACUUCGCCGAGCGACUGCUAAAACAGUUCAACCCGACGAUGUCCAUCUCCGAAGCCAAGAGCAAGGCGGCCAAGAUGUACACUAGUACCAAAGGACGAAGGGUUUACACCUUGAAGAAGAAGUACACGGAAGGAUUCUUGGACGAGGAUGGUGAACAACAGGCGGUAGAAAUGACUGGCUACCAAGCGAUGCGGCUCGCGAAACUGAGCGGGAAGAGAGUCGAGGACAUGUUCGAGAGGCCGCGGUGGGUGGGCGGCACCGAGUCUGACAUGUUCAACAAGCUGGAGGACAUUGCUGAGUCUGAAUCUCCAUCCACGGCGUUCCUGAGCGGUCGUCUGUCGCGGGCACUAGAGCACGCGCACGGCCGCUGGGGCGGGACUCGUCUGAACUGGGCCGUGCAGAGCGCGGCGGCUGACUUCCUUCAUCUGAUGCUGGCCAGUAUGCGGCAUUUGGCGCCCAAUGCCAGAUUUUGCCUCAGUUUCCACGACGAAGUGAGGUACCUGGUGCCAGAAGAACACAAGUACGAAACAGCGCUGGCGUUGCAGAUAACCAAUCUGCUGACCAGAGCAUUCUGCUCACAAAGGGUUGGUAUUAACGACUUGCCACUGUCCGUGGCGUUCUUCACGUCCGUGGAGGUGGACCGAGUGCUGCGGAAGGAGGCCGACAUGGACUGCGUCACGCCCUCCAACCCGCACGGGCUGGAGAAGGGAUACGGCAUCCCCAACGGAGAGUCCUUAAAUAUAUUCGAUGUGUUGGAAAAGUGCAAAAUAAAAACAUAAAUAUUUUU
Messenger RNA from Plodia interpunctella (Indianmeal moth), 3511 nucleotides. RefSeq names its product DNA polymerase gamma subunit 1 (gene tam). Gene Ontology annotation, cellular component: gamma DNA polymerase complex; mitochondrion. The transcript has 18 exons. Gene Ontology annotation, molecular function: DNA-directed DNA polymerase activity; DNA binding; 3'-5' exonuclease activity. Gene Ontology annotation, biological process: mitochondrial DNA replication. Bases 66 to 3503 code for a protein of 1145 amino acids. NCBI's taxonomy places the organism in Eukaryota, Metazoa, Arthropoda, Insecta, Lepidoptera, Pyralidae. The record is from RefSeq and is a predicted model, not a curated record.